Molecule: messenger RNA, 1905 nt
Organism: Grosmannia clavigera kw1407
Lineage: Eukaryota; Fungi; Ascomycota; Sordariomycetes; Ophiostomatales; Ophiostomataceae
Product: maltase
Exons: 2
Coding region: 1-1905 (634 amino acids)
Biological process (GO): oligosaccharide catabolic process
Molecular function (GO): alpha-amylase activity
Source: RefSeq, a predicted model, not a curated record
AUGUCGCCGCCAGAAUCAGCGCAGCGGCUGUGGUGGAAGGAGGGCACUGCGUACCAGAUAUACCCGGCCAGCUUCAAAGACUCCAAUGGCGAUGGUUUAGGCGACAUUCCGGGGAUCCCCAGCAAGGUGGACUACCUCAAGGAGCUCGGGGUAGACAUUGUGUGGGUGUCGCCGAUGUUUGAGAGCCCGCAGGUAGACAUGGGCUACGACAUCUCCAACUACGAGGCGGUCUACGCGCCAUACGGCACGCUGGAGGACAUGCAGGCGCUCAUCGACGCGUGCCACGAGCGGGGGAUGAAGCUGAUCCUCGACCUGGUGAUCAACCACACAUCAGCGGAGCAUGCGUGGUUCAAGGAGUCGCGGUCGUCAAAGGACAACCCGAAGCGCGACUGGUACAUAUGGAAGCCAGCUCGCUACGCAGCGGACGGCACACGGCUGCCGCCAACGAACUGGAGGAGCUACUUCAGCGGCGGGACGUGGGAAUGGGACGCGCACACACAGGAGUAUUAUCUGCACUUGUUUGCGAAAGAGAUGCCAGACCUCAACUGGGAAAACGAAGAGACACGCAAGGCGAUCUACGACAGCUCGAUGCGGUUCUGGCUGGACCGAGGCGUGGAUGGGUUCCGAGUCGACUGCGUGAACAUGUACAGCAAGCGAGCAGAGUUCAAGGACGCGCCGGUGGUCAACGCGGACGUAUACGAGCAGCCAGGCUGGUCAGAGUACGCCAACGGGCCUCGGAUGCACGAGUUUCUGCGCGAGAUGAACGAGCAGGUGCUGGGCCGCUACGACGCGAUGACAGUCGGCGAGCUGCCACACACACCGGACCCGAAGCACGUGCUGCAGUACGUCGGCCUGGGCGACCGCCAGCUCAGCAUGGUCUUCCAAUUCGAUAUUGUCGACAUUGGACAGGGUGCCAGCGACAAGUACCGGUUCCAGUCAUGGCGGCUGCCACAGCUCAAGCAAACAGUCGCACGCUGGCAGCAGUUUGUUGAGGGCACCGACGGCUGGACCACAGCCUUUUGCGAGAACCACGACCAGGGCCGAUCAGUCUCGCGUUUCGCCUCGGACGCACCGGCCGACCGUGCACACUCGGCCAAGCUGCUGGCUCUCAUGCUGGCCGCCAUGUCCGGCACGCUCUUCAUCUACCAGGGCCAGGAGAUCGGCAUGAUCAACGUGCCGGCUAACUGGCCCAUCGACGAAUAUCGCGACAUCGAGACGGUCAACUUCUUCCGCACCGCUUCUGCUGCUGCCGAGGCCACGCUGUCCGGUGAUCCGGCCGCUCUCCAGGCCGAAAUCGACUACGUCCGUCGCAGCAUCCAGAUCCUCGGCCGCGACAAUGCCCGCACGCCCAUGGAGUGGGACGCGUCCAGCCCGGCCGCCGGCUUCACUGACCGUCCUGCUGGCGGCUGGAUGCGCGUGCACGACCUCUACCCUGAGAUCAACGUCGCCCGCCAGCAGCAGGAGCCCGACUCUGUCCUCGCCUUCGGGAAGGCCGUCCUGCGGCUGCGCAAACAACAUGCCGACCUCUUCAUCUAUGGCGACUUCCGUCUCUUCGACCCCGACACCAACGAUACCUUUGUCUUUGCCAAGACGGCCACCACCACCACUGCUGCUGCUGCUAACCUCCUCAACUUCUCUGCCACCGAUCAGACGGUCGACCUGCCCGCUGUGGGCGGCUCCCUCCAAUUCCUGAUGGGCAACUAUGCCGACGCUGUCGAGGUGGACGAGGCGCAGCAGGCCGCGCAACCUCUAGGCCGUCCGCGCACCCUCCGUCCCCUGGGAGGGCCGGCUGUAUCUCGGCUGAUCGUCCGAGUCUAUCCGGUCAGGCAGCACGUCGUGGCCGCACGGCACAAAACAGGAGACACUACCACGUACAAUGGCUGCCUGCAUGCGACCACAAGAUAA